Molecule: messenger RNA, 2785 nt
Organism: Odocoileus virginianus texanus
Lineage: Eukaryota; Metazoa; Chordata; Mammalia; Artiodactyla; Cervidae
Source: RefSeq, a predicted model, not a curated record
CCUUUCAAGGAGCAGGCUGUCUUAAACUUCCUAGCCGCAGUCAUCUUCAGCAGGGAUUACAGCAGUGAAUUGCUGCGCCCCGAGGUCCCGCCCGCCGCGCCCCGAGGUCCACCACACCCUCCCAAGGUCCCCACGCACGAUUGGCUUCGCUUCAAGACCGGCCCCCUGAUGCCCUGUGCUCGCCCCCAGGCCGCUAGGCCGUUUCACUGAGGGUGCGCUUGGCGUCACGCAUACCCGGAAGCGGAGAGCGGCGAGUGGACGUCUCAGCGCAAACUGUAAAGACUUAUGGACGAAGAAGCCCAGAAGAGGAAAGAACAGGAGUCAGGCAUGGCUCUUUCUCAGGGACAGUUGACCUUCAAGGAUGUGGCCAUCAGAUUCACUCCUGAGGAAUGAGAGUGCCUGAACCCUGUUCAGGGGGCCUUGUACAGGGAUGUGAUGAUGGAGACCCUUAAGAAUGUGCUCUCUGUGGGGAUGGUUAACCUUCAAGGGUGUGGUGAUUGAAUUCUCUCAGGAGAAGUGGAAAUGCCUGGACCCUGUUCAGAGGGCCUUGUACAGGGACAUGAUGUUGGAGACCUAGAAGAACCUGCUCUCCCUGGACCUCUGAAGACUUGUGUUGCCUGAGGAAGCCCUGAAGUUGAGGAAGAGGAAAGAAAAGGAGUCAGGCAUGGCUCUUUCUCAGGAACAACUGACCUCUGAGGAUGUGGCCAUCGAAUUCACUCAGGAGGAAUGGGAAUUCCUGGACCCUGCUCAGAGGGCCUUGUACAGGGAUGUGAUGAUGGAGACCUACAGGAACCUACUGUCUGUGGAUAUCUCUCCUACACAUGUGAUCAAGCGUUUACAACCCAAAGCGAACAGUGAUAAACGAGAACCAUUCCAAACAUUGAUGCUGGGAAGAUCUGAAAGCUGUGAAAUCAAACAUUUUCAUCUUUUGGAAAGUCAGGAAAAUAUAUGUGACUUUGAGUGUCAGUGGAGAGAUGACAAAAGAAAUGAGAAAGAAUCACCUGUAAGCCUUGAUGGAAAUGUGCCUGAUAGAAGAGAUUCACAUGAUAGAAAGGAUGUAGGAAUCAAGCCCUUGGGAAACAGGCUUGGGUUUAACUUUCAGGAAAAACUGCAGAUAAUUGAAACUGGCAGGACAAUUUCUGAAUAUAAUGAGGUUGAGAGGUCUGUCAACAACAGUUUCUCAUUUUCACCACUUCAAAGAAUUCCUCCUUGUGUCCAAACCAGUGUUUCUAAUAUAUAUGGGAAUGAUUUUAGCAAUCUUUCAGUAAUAACACAAGACCUCAAAGCACACAGGGUAAAACCUUGCAAAUGUGAUGAGUGUGGGAAAGCCUAUCUUAAGGGCUCAUACCUCAUUAAACAUCAGGCCAUCCAUACAAGAGAGAAAUUACAUAAACGUGAAGUCCGUGACAAAUUGUUUGAUCAAAGUUCACAGCUUGCACGUCAUUUGAAAAUUCAUUCUGAAGUGACAUGUUACAAAUGUAGUGAGUGUGGCAAAACCUUUACUGAUGGCUCACACCUCAGGAGACAUCAGAAAAUUCAUACAGGAGAGAAACUAUUUAAAUGUGAUAUCUGUAACAAAGUCUUCAGGCAAAAUGCAUACCUUGCUGUUCAUCAGAGGGUUCAUACUGGAGAGAAACCUUACAAAUAUAAUGAGUGUAGCAAGCACUCUAGUCACUCUUCACAGUUCAGAAGUCAUAAGAGAUUUCAUACUGGAGAAAAACCUUACAAAUGUGAUGAGUGUGGCAAGGCCUUUCGUGUAAAAUCAAUCCUUUUAAGGCAUCAGACAGUUCAUACUGGAGAGAAACCUUACAAAUGUGAUGAGUGUUGCAAGGCCUUUUGUGUAAAGUCAAUCCUUUUAAGUCAUCAGAGAGUUCAUACUGGAGAGAAACCUUACAAAUGUGAUGAGUGUGGAAAAGUCUUGAGUCAAAAACCACAUUUUCGACUUCAUUGAAAAGUUCAUACUGGAGAGAGGCCUUUCAGAUGUAAUGAGUGUGGCAAGUUCUUCAGUCACAAUUCACACCUUACAAGUCACCGGAGAAUACAUAUAGAGAAACCUUUCAAAUGUUUCGAGUGUGGAAAAUCCUUCACUCAGGUCUCAGCACUCAGUAACAUCAGAAAAUCCAUACAUGAGAGAAACUUAUGUGAAUGUGGUAUAUGGUAGAAGUCUUCAGAAUUCAAAGUUCAAACUUCACACCCUAAUGUUGGUCAGAGAAUUCAUACUACUGAGAAACCAUACUACUGAGAAACCAUACAAAUAUCAUGAGUGUGGCAACGUCUUAGGCUUCAUGGGAAAAUUCAUACUGGAUAGAAGCCAGAUAUAUAUGUGUUUAUUAGUCAGGUUAGAACAUGUCAGGUAGAACAUGAAUUCAUUCUGGAAAGAUUCCUCACCAGUUUCACAAAUGUGAAAGAAAAAACCCUGUCCUCACAGCUCACAUCUCUCCAGUAGCAUCAGAGUAUUUAUCCUGGAGAAAACACACAGCAAUGUCAAGUGUGUGGCAAGGAGCUUACCCCAAAGUCACAAGAUAGGAACAUAGUGGAGCCAUGCAUCCCAGACUCAGUGGUUGUGGCUAGUCCUUUACCUUUUUCUAUGUAUUCUCUGAUGACUUUAGUUCAGGUACUCAGCCACUGGAGGAAGCCUAUAUUUGAAGAGAAGCUGUAUAGAUCUUUUCAUGUAAAAGAAACCCAAAUUCUAACUCAGCAAAGAUGAUUCUUUGGGACAGUAAUCCACCAUCUUUUUGGUCUCUUGGCUUUCUGAAUAAAGUUACUAUUCCUUGCCCAACAAAUA